Molecule: messenger RNA, 3103 nt
Organism: Cariama cristata (Red-legged seriema)
Lineage: Eukaryota; Metazoa; Chordata; Aves; Cariamiformes; Cariamidae
Gene: LRIG1
Product: leucine-rich repeats and immunoglobulin-like domains 1
Exons: 18
Molecular function (GO): protein binding
Source: RefSeq, a predicted model, not a curated record
AAACCUGAGCUACAACAAGUUGACAGAGAUUGAUCCUUCUGCCUUUGAAGGGCUGUCGAACCUGCAGGAAGUGCGACUGAACAAUAAUGACCUGACUGCCAUUCCCUCCCUGGGACCCACUGCUUCCAGCGUCCGCUCCCUUCACCUGCAUCACAACAAGAUCCGCAGCAUUGAAGCAAGUCAGCUGAAGCCCUAUGUUACCCUGGAAACAUUGGACCUGAGUUUUAAUGACAUCACGGAAAUCCGAAACGGCUGCUUUCCGCAGGGACUUCACAUAAAGGAGCUCUACCUGGGGAGCAACAGAAUCAGCACCUUGGAGCCUGGUGCUUUUGAUAGUCUGUCACGGUCCCUGCUAACACUUCGUCUGAGUAAAAACAGGAUCACUCAGCUUCCUGUCAAGGCGUUCAGGCUACCCAGGCUAAUACAACUGGAGCUGAACCGGAAUCGCAUCUGCCUGAUUGAAGGCCUGACGUUCCAGGGACUGGACAGCUUGGAAGUCCUGAAACUCCAGCGCAACAACAUAAGCAAAUUGACUGAUGGGGCUUUCUGGGGUCUAGCCAAGAUGCAAGUUCUCCACCUGGAGUAUAACAGCCUGACAGAAGUAAAUAGUGGCUCUCUAUAUGGCCUUUCAUCUCUGCACCAGCUUCACCUCAGUAACAACUCCAUAUCCCGCAUCAAUCCAGAUGGCUGGAGCUUCUGUCAGAAGCUGCAUGAGCUAAUACUCUCUUACAACAACCUAACCAGGCUGGAUGAAGGAAGCUUGGCAGACCUUGGGGAACUGCAUGUACUACGACUGAGCCACAAUUCCAUCAAUCAUAUUGCAGAAGGUGCUUUCAAGGGACUCAAAAACCUACGUGUCCUGGAACUGGACCACAACGACAUCUCGGGCACAAUAGAAGAUACCAACGGAGCCUUUACAGGCCUAGAAAACCUAAGCAAGCUAACUCUAUUUGGAAACAAGAUCAAGUCGGUGGCCAAGAAAGCGUUCUCAGGGUUGGAGGCCCUGGAGCACCUGAACCUUGGGGAUAACGCCAUCCGCUCGAUUCAAGCAGAUGCUUUUGCUAAGAUGAAGAGCCUGCGGCAGCUCCACAUAAACAGCGACAGCUUCCUCUGCGAUUGCCAGCUGAAAUGGUUGCCCCAGUGGUUAGUUGAGAAAGAGCUGCAAUCCUUUGUGGUGGCCACCUGCGCCCAUCCUGAGUCACUAAAAAGCAAGAGCAUUUUUGCCAUCCUGCCAGAAAGUUUUGUGUGUGAUGAUUUCCCCAAGCCGCAGAUCAUCAUCCAGCCCGAGACAACAGUGGCUGUCCUUGGGAAGGAUAUCCGUUUCACUUGCUCGGCCGCUAGCAGUAGCAGCUCCCCCAUGAUGUUUGCAUGGAAGAAAGACAACGAGAUGCUGCACAAUGCCGAGAUCAAGAACUUUGCCCAUGUGCGGGCAAAGGAUGGUGAGGUGAUGGAGUACACCACCAUUCUGCACCUCCGGCAUGUCACCUUUGCCCACGAAGGGCGUUACCAGUGUAUCAUCACCAACCACUUUGGCUCUACCUACUCCAACAAGGCCCGGCUCACUGUUAAUGUGUUGCCCUCAUUUAUCAAAACUCCCCACAACGUCACCAGCCGGACAGGGACAACGGCACGGCUGGACUGUGCAGCUGAAGGACACCCCACCCCACAAAUUGCCUGGCAGAAGGAUGGGGGCACGGACUUCCCUGCGGCCCGAGAACGCCGCAUGCAUGUCAUGCCUGACGAUGAUGUCUUCUUCAUUACGGACGUGAAGAUAGAAGACAUGGGUGUCUACAGCUGCACGGCACAGAACUCUGCAGGGUCUGUGCUUGCAAAUGCCACACUGACUGUCCUGGAGACACCGUCUUUGAUUCAUCCACUGGAAGACCACGUAGUGUCUGUAGGUGAGACUGUGGCUCUUCAGUGCAAAGCCACAGGGAGCCCAUCUCCCCGCAUUACCUGGCUGAAAGGUGACCAGCCCCUCAUUGUGACAGAAAGGCAUCACUUUACCUCUGGCAACCAGCUGCUGAUCGUUAGGAACGUUGUCUUGGAGGAUGCUGGGAAAUAUACUUGUGAGAUGUCCAACACUCUGGGGACGGAGCGCGCCCACAGCCAUGUGAGCAUCUUACAGUCUCUCAGCUGUAGGAAGGACCGUACCACUGUGGGGAUCAUCACCAUUGCCGUGGUGUGUAGCAUCGUGCUGACGUCUCUGGUCUGGGUCUGCAUCAUCUACCAAACCAGGAAAAAGAGUGAAGAAUACAGCGUCACUAACACAGAUGAGACUAUUGUGCCUCCUGACGUGCCAAGCUACUUGUCUUCACAAGGGACUCUUUCUGACCGGCAGGAAGCAGUUGUCAGAGUAGAUAACCCACAGCCGAACGGACACAUAGACAGCAAUGAUGGUUCGUUUCUUACAGGUAUGUGUCAGACUGAUGCUGGAAGGUGUCCAGAUGUUGAAGCUCCCAGUAUAGGUUGUAGACAGCCAAAGCUGUGUAUCGGCUGUAAUAAAGAUACUUGGAAAACUGAAGACAUGGCUGAUGGAAUGCUUGUUCCAGAUAAGACAGGCUACGGCCUGCCAGUUGUGUGCACGGACUGCAGUGGCAGCACGGACAGCAUGAACGUCCACAUUUACCCCAAGGAGUCGGAGUACUACUCGGAGAGCCUGAAGACUAUGGAUAAUACCUACCCAAACGCACUGAGCAACAAGGAACGAAAUAGGAAGAGGGGUGCAGGCACCAGCCUUCUUCAUCCUCAGCUGUGCAACGGGAUUGCCAGCAGCAAGAGGAUGGAAACAGACGGGACCCUCUACCCCAGCAACCACGACAGAAUAAGACCUGAGAGCACGACCAGCCCGCUGCUUGCAGACAAACACGGCUCUUCACCAGCAGUAGCAAAACCUUCAGAGCUUAACAACCUUAAUUUGGUGAGAGCUUCACCAGCAGGAGGGUCCUUAAAGCAACUGAACGUGCUUCCUGAAAUUUCCCCAACACUACUGGAUUUGCAGAGCGAAGCAGAAGUGAAGCAGGCGCUCCUGUCCAACGGUUACGCGCCCAAGCCGUGCGACUCCGUUCAUGAGCUGAAGCCACCGAACAGAUCGCUGGACUGA